Messenger RNA from Hevea brasiliensis (rubber tree), 3444 nucleotides. RefSeq names its product probable LRR receptor-like serine/threonine-protein kinase At3g47570. Gene Ontology annotation, molecular function: ATP binding; protein binding; protein kinase activity. Lineage: Eukaryota; Viridiplantae; Streptophyta; Magnoliopsida; Malpighiales; Euphorbiaceae. Gene Ontology annotation, biological process: protein phosphorylation. The transcript has 3 exons. Bases 35 to 3208 code for a protein of 1057 amino acids. The record is from RefSeq and is a predicted model, not a curated record.
UUUUUAGCAUAGUUUUAUUGAAAAUCAUAACUACAUGAAAUGUGGAAAAAAUGGCACACCCACUUCCAAAACGAUGAGACCAUCACCUUCAAUUUGUGCUCGGGCCUUUCCUGCACUCUUUACUCUUUUGCAAUGGAGACUGCUUCUUUUUGUCAGCUCUUCCUUCCCAUCUGCGACUGCAGCCACGGUGACUCAAAACAUGGGUGGAAACAAGACCGAUUAUGAAGCAUUGUUGGCCUUCAAAUCAAAAAUUACUCAAGAUCCUCAUGGAAUUGUGAGCUCCUGGAACGAUUCUCUCCAUUUCUGUAAGUGGCCAGGCGUUACGUGUGGCCGCCGACACAGGAGGGUUACCAUGAUCAGUCUAAUGUCAAAUGAGUUGGUAGGUUCCUUGUCUCCUUCUGUAGGAAAUCUUAGCUUUCUUCGAGGGAUAACACUCUCUAACAACACCCUUCAUGGUGAAAUUCCACCUGAAAUCGGUAGGCUAUUUCGGUUGCAAGUUUUGAGACUGACCAAUAAUUCCUUAGAGGGCCAAAUUCCAUCCAACUUGUCCCGUUGCAUCAACCUCAUAGAUCUAUCACUCGGUAACAACAAGUUAAGAGGGAAAAUUCCUGUAGAACUUGGCUACUUGUCAAAGCUCAGAGUGCUAUCGAUUUACGAGAACCAUCUUCAAGGAGAGAUACCGUACUCUAUUGCUAAUCUUUCCUCUCUGGAAACUCUGUCUGCAUCUGAAAAUUUCUUUGAGGGAAGUAUUCCACAUGCUGCGGGUCAGUUGAAGAGCUUAACUGCUAUUGGUCUUGGCGGGAAUAAACUAUCUGGUAUUGUCCCUCCAUCCCUGUAUAAUUUAUCACUGAUUACCAUUUUCUCUUUGGGUGAUAAUCAACUCCGUGGAAGCCUUCCACCGGAUUUAGGCCUUUCUUUUCCUCAUCUCCAACACAUAGAUGUCCGGAAUAACCAAUUUGUUGGACCUAUUCCAUUGUCAAUAUUUAAUGCUUCUGAACUCCAACUUGUUUUAUUGGCAAAUAACAAUUUCACUGGAAAAAUUUUAAAUUCAUUUGGAAGUCUACCGUAUCUCACACUAUUGGGUUUGGAUGAUAAUAGUCUAGGAGAUGGAGAAGAAGAUGAAAUGGAUUUUCUUGGUUCUCUAGCCAACUGCAGCAGUUUGAAAGUUCUGGCAAUAGGUGGAAACAGAUUGGGAGGCUCGUUACCCAAUACGGUGGGCAAUCUUUCAACCUUUAUAUUUUUCUUGGGUCUGUCAGGAAAUCGGAUAUCCGGAGUUAUCCCUGAAGGUAUUGGAAAUCUAGUUAGCUUAACCCUGUUUGAUUUAAGUCGAAACAGAUUCACUGGCAAGAUACCAAGUUCUAUUGGUAAACUUCAGAACUUACAGCGAUUAUCACUUUAUGCCAAUGGACUCUCUGGAAAAAUUCCAUCUGCUGUGGGAAACUUAUCAUGGUUAGCUGAGCUUUAUUUAGAUUAUAACAUGUUGCAAGGAGACAUCCCUUCUAGCUUAAAAAAUUGCACAAACUUGUUGUCAAUAUAUCUUUCUCAUAAUAACCUCAGUGGCAACAUACCCAGUGAACUUUUUGGCAUUUCCUCUCUAUCAAUUUCACUAAGUAUAGCUCAUAACCAAUUUACUGGUCCCUUGCCUUCAUCUGUCGGUAAUCUGAAAAGCUUAGGGGAAUUGGAUGUCUCCUGGAACAGGCUGUCCAGUGAAAUUCCAACUAGCCUUGGAGCUAGCGCAAGCCUUGAGAAAUUAUACAUGGAGAACAAUUUGUUCGAUGGAUCCAUCCCUUCGUCUUUUAGUUCCUUGACGGGUAUUCAAAUCCUUGAUCUUUCUCACAACAAUCUUUCCGGAAAAAUUCCGAAUUAUUUUGUAAAAAUUCCAUUCAUAUAUUUAAACUUGUCCUAUAACAAUUUUGAGGGGGAGAUCCCCAAGAAGGGAGUUUUCACAAAUGGAAGUGCGGUGUCAAUUGUUGGAAAUGACAGACUUUGUGGAGGUAUCUCUAAAUUGAACUUGGCUAAAUGCCCCAGCAAAGAACCAAGGAAACAUAAAAUUUCACGUUUUCACUUGUCAGUGAUCAUCAUACCUUGUGCUCUUCUUGGAUUAACCGUGGUGUUAUCUUUCCUGUUCUGUUGGUUCAGAAAGAAGAAAAAAGAACAAAUUUCUGGUACUUCAUUGAAGGAACCAUUUGCCCAAAUCUCUUAUGAAAAACUCCUUAGAGCAACUGGUGCCUUUUCUAUGUCUAAUUUGAUCGGUGUAGGUAGUUUCGGCUCCGUCUAUAGAGGAAGCAUUGAUGAAGAUGGAACGGUCACUGCAAUCAAGGUGCUUAAUCUUCAACGUCGAGGUGCUUCCAGGAGUUUCACUGCUGAAUGUGAAGCAUUGAGAAAUAUUCGCCAUCGAAAUCUUGUCAGGAUCAUAACUUCUUGUUCAAGCAUCGAUUUCCAAGGUAAUGAUUUCAAGGCUCUAGUUUAUGAAUACAUGCCUAAUGGGAGUUUAGAGACAUGGCUACAUCCAGUUCAAGAAACAUAUGAAGCUGAUCGGCAGCAUAAAGUUCAGAAUAAUCUAAGCCUUCUUAGGAGAAUCAACAUUGCCAUUGAUGUGGCAUAUGCACUCGAUUAUCUUCAUCACCAUUGCCAUCAACCAAUCAUUCAUUGUGAUCUAAAACCGAGCAACAUUCUUCUUGAUAGCGACAUGACUGCUCAUGUUGGAGAUUUCGGGCUAGCAAGAAUUCUUCCAGAACUCUCAAAACCAAACCAAAGCAGCUCAAUUGGAAUAAAGGGAACUGUUGGAUAUGCUGCGCCAGAAUAUGGUCUAGGAACGCAAGUAUCAAUAGAAGGGGAUAUCUACAGUUAUGGGAUUGUAGUGUUGGAGAUGAUAACAGGGAAGAGACCAACCGACAAUAUGUUUGAGAGUGGUCUUAAUCUUCAUAAGUUUGCUAGAAAAUCCCUUCCUGACAAUGUUAUGGAGAUUGUCGACCCAAUGCUUCUCAGAGAUGAUAUGGAAAUCAUGAACAAGAGACAAUCAAUAAACACUGGCAAUAGAAUGGAGGAGUGUCUAAUUUCCAUGGUUGAAAUCGCAUUGGCAUGUUCUAUGGAGUCACCAAGAGAUCGAAUGGACAUGAGUAAGGUUGUCCAUGAACUGCACAAGGUUAGGGAUGUUCUUCAAGAAAGUACAGCUAAGCCCCACAUCUUCAGGCAUACAGAUAAAUAAGCCUGCAUGAGAAACAGAGUAAACAAGAACAGGGUACCAUGCGGAUUUGUUUAGCUAGAAGUUAACAGGUUCCCCCUGGGUCAGUACCGUACAUUUGAUGUUGUUCAAGUGUAGCGUUCAUCUUCUUGCAGCUGGUGCCUUAAGAUCUUCUGGCAUUCUGCAUCGUGGAUACCCACUUGUGGCCUCACUUUACUACUUAGAAUAAGGCACUCAUUGUGUAUGCGAACUUUCUUUCU